Messenger RNA from Phaeodactylum tricornutum CCAP 1055/1, 849 nucleotides. RefSeq lists its product with no specific name. The record is from RefSeq and is a predicted model, not a curated record. Bases 100 to 756 code for a protein of 218 amino acids. The transcript has a single exon. Lineage: Eukaryota; Bacillariophyta; Bacillariophyceae; Surirellales; Neidiaceae.
CAAUUGCAACGUACCUUCUCCAGUUCAAGCUGAUUUCCUCACUGCACUUAGAUUCCUUUGAGAGAAGUAAAGCCAAGCGUGUGAACCGAAUUCCAAACGAUGGGGAACAAUACUAGUAACGGCGACCAAAUUGAUCAAAGUUUAUCGAGACCACGAUCCAGCUCGGUGACACGCCGAAUCGUGAAGGCAAGUAAGCCUGUUGCAGAUAUCAACGUGGAAUUCACAAACAUAAACGAGGAGAUAGAUGAAAAAGAUCAGCUGCAAGAGCCGAAGAACCGGCGCUCUCAGCACAUUCCGAACCCUAUUGCUGAAAGCUCUUCGGUAGCGCGGGAGCUGGAACACGAGAAGCUUGAGCACAUCAAACAAGAAACCAUCCGGACAGCGACAACGCGUCAACGUGCCAAGCGGGAGAAGGUCAUGCAUGAUCGUCGGAAAAAUCCAACAAAAGAUAACAAGUCCUCUGUCAAGGCGAAUCCCUUUUCCCGUUUCCUUACCGUUUUCUCGGUGGAACCACAGCAUCCAGAGCACAAGCGAGGCUUCUCCAAAUGCGAGAACGACGACAUUCAUGAACCGUUUGAGAAACGGCUUCGUGCGUCAGAUUCAGAAAAAGUGGAAUUGGAACGAGAUGCUCACGAUCUGGACGACAACUCUAAUAGUGCGUGGUGGUCAUCGUCACUUGCGUUUUCGGCCGUGGCUGUUGCCGGCGCUGCGUAUGCCUUGGUACUAAUCGUGCGGCUGAACAGAAUGAAGCACUAGCCGAAGACAAGCGAGCGCUUCAUAAAGAAAAACCAGAUGUAAAAAGUGAUACCUUUAGAAAUAUUGUUAUCUAAAGAAGAUAGGAUACAUACC